AUGGCUAUGCAAGAUGAACUUAUUCUGAUUGACCAGCUCGAGGACCAGCUUAUUGAUAAUCCGGAUGCAUCCACGAAAAAGGAGUUGUAUGAUACAUCGCUAGAUGAAACAUUUCAGAAGAAGUUGAAUGCAAGAGCUGAACAGAUCGCCAAUCAGAAUAAUGAUGAAGAUAACGAAGAUGAUGCUCAAGGGAGGUCGAUAGCGAACAAUUACCUGUUUCUAGUCACUAAGACGCAUCUAGCUUAUGAUUAUCGUGACUAUGGAAGCUUGGAGAAUGAAUUGAGUGAAUGGUUUGCAUUCAAUGAUUUCAGUGUGUUAGGAGGAUUGCAGCGAAUUCUGGAGACGUAUGAUAAUCAUAAACAUCGCCUAGAUAUCAGUGAUAUAGAAUUGGUGGAGAAAUGUAUUUCGAAAGUUGAAUCUCAAGAUGGAAAGUCAUUAGAGUCAUUGGUUUACUUUGCACUCGGAAAAUAUAGGCAUUGCAAUGACAAGGAAAAGCAAUUGCAUUCGAUUAAUGAUAACUGCAAGGUGUUAUUUGAAAUGGGGUUAUUUGAGAAGUUGACUCUGAUAUUACAAACAUUCAUUGCUGGAAGAAUAGAGUCUGAUUCUAAAGAUGUGCAUCACUUAACAUUGUCAAAAAAUCUGGAAUCAAGGUACUUCAAAGCAUUGACAUUAUUUUAUUUCAUGAUAAAUGUGAUACUCGAAGACGACGAUCUCGUUAAUUUGAGAAAGUUACGUGAAUCCCUUGCAAAAUCUGAUAUACUUUCUGAUUUUAUUCGAUUUAUCGAGCACUGGAAAUGGAACCAUAAUAGAUCAUAUCGGGCCAGGUAUUUAUUCAUGAUAGUGUGGAAAUUGAUUCUAAUAGAAAUGGGAGAUAGCUCCCAUUUAUCUAAGGUAAAUGACUUUUUGAUCGAUAUGCAUGGAAUAGUAAAUAAAAGAGGUAAGGAUAUACCAUCAAAUAAGCUAACUUGUUCUCCGCUAGAUUAUUUCACGUUCAGAGAAGACUUGACGGAUAGAUUUCCGUUGUAUAAAGAUGAUGAAGCAAAGCUGCUUUCAAAAAGAGAUAUAUAUGAAUUCAGCGCCCUCAAAGAAGCUCUAGAAGAAGAUAAUAAAUCAAUUGAUAACGAAUACCAGUAUUUCAUGUCCAUGAAUAGUCAUUCCAAUUCGUUGUCAAACUUACUUGAAAAUCCAAGACCGAAUAAAUCGCAUACAAUUCUUAGUCAAUUGCCUGCGCAGACGGUACAUAUUGCAACACCAGUUCCAUCACCACCUUCAGCUCCAUCAGAUUACAUGUCUGGUGGUGAAAAGAUACGGAAACUGUAUCAAACUAACCAGGGUAUGCCAUUCAUUUAUCCAAAGACCAACGAAGCAGAAGUUCCUUACGCUAUAAAAGAGGCCAGUGAUAUCUUGAAGAAUUCGGUCUAUGAAAGUUACUCAAAUAAACAACUAUGGAAUGAAAGACAGAAAUUCAUGAUCCAAGAAAGAGGUUUUAUCGAUGAAUAUGAUGACGAUAAGUCAUAUCAAUUUGACGAAUUUGAAUAUAGUGAUGACUUAUUUGAGAAAUACCCAGACAGAAAGGAUGAGAUUCAUUCUCUCUUGAGGGUUGAAUCCUUCUAUAAAAAGAAUCUUUGUAGGUUCCAUUCGUUGGUUCUGAUAUUAAUUGAAACUAUGAAGUCGAACAAACUAGACUACAGCUUGAAUUUUGCUGAAUGGGAAUUGAAUCCGGAAAGUUCUCACUUCAAUAAUGAUAAAAAUGUCGACAUGAAAUCAAAAGCCAAAAUUGAUUUUGUCUUGAUGCAGCAACUAGAGGUGGUGAAAAUUAAGGAGAUUACAUUAAAGGCUACGAGUAGUAUAAUAAACCUCCUACUAAAAUGGUUUAAAACCAGUAAUGUUUUGAAAUAUUACUAUUUUUCAUCCAUAUUAUUUGACGAUCAAUAUUUCAAUGUAUUGUUUGAAUACAUGACUAGGGCGUUCAAUAAUAGUGACCUUCAAGAAUUCUACAAUAAUAAGGAUGGAAAAGAUGACCAUGAUAACGUUGUCGAGUAUGAAAUAUUGAUAAACCAAAACCAACUAAUGAAUCCACAGAUUAAAUUGCCCAGAUUUGAAUUUUUCAAUAACUGUUGCAAUGACUAUCCUAACGAUCAUAAAUACGAAUUCAUAAACAAAACGUCGAUACAGAAAUUACCCAAUGAAAUUGAUUCCAAUAAUAUUAGUAACAUAACCAUCAAAAGAUUCAACGAAAACUUCUGCUUUAUUUUGGUGAAUUUGCUCAACAUCACCAACAAAGUCUUGAUCAAAAACCUUACUCAGAGAAUCUUCACCUUAAAUGAAUUGAAACCAACUGAACUAUUCAAAAUCGUCUUGCUUAAUUAUGAUAACGAAUUUAUUAACAAGCCGAUUCUAAAAAUAUUGAAAAAAUUAAUACCAUAUCAAGGAAGGAAAUGGAAGUCGAUUAAUAUGGAUUUAAUUUCCAAAAUAUACCUUAAUUGCAGACUAGGACUCAGAGAUAACUGGUUAAGCGGAAAGGAUUUAGAGAAUGAUUUCAAUAACUCAUUUGAUCAAGAAAUUGCUUUACGAGCAUUAUUACAAUUUUACAAUAUCAAAAAUUAUCCUCUUCAAAUGGAAAGUCUUGGUUACCAAAUUUCGACAGAAGAGAUACCAAAUAUCAACUUAGAUGACAAUUUGGAGAACUUUGAUGUAUGA
Messenger RNA from Debaryomyces hansenii CBS767, 2700 nucleotides. RefSeq lists its product as uncharacterized. The transcript has a single exon. Bases 1 to 2700 code for a protein of 899 amino acids. NCBI's taxonomy places the organism in Eukaryota, Fungi, Ascomycota, Pichiomycetes, Serinales, Debaryomycetaceae. Gene Ontology annotation, biological process: cytoskeleton organization. Gene Ontology annotation, cellular component: cytosol. The record is from RefSeq and is a predicted model, not a curated record.